This is a messenger RNA of Chiroxiphia lanceolata (lance-tailed manakin), 2106 nucleotides long. RefSeq names its product butyrophilin subfamily 2 member A2-like. The transcript has 7 exons. The coding region runs from base 596 to 1702 and encodes 368 amino acids. Lineage: Eukaryota; Metazoa; Chordata; Aves; Passeriformes; Pipridae. The record is from RefSeq and is a predicted model, not a curated record. Gene Ontology annotation, molecular function: protein binding.
GCCUGACUGGGCUGGGAGGGGGCCGGAACCCACAGGGCUGAGCGCCCACGGGCACUGCCUUUGCCUCCCUCAGGGCAGCAGCUUUGCCUCAACCAACCCCCCUCCAUGGCCUUGCCUCUUGGCUGCCAAUUGCUUUUAAGCAAUAGUGAAGCUGCUGCUGCUGGGCUUUGCUCCCAGCCACUGCCUCUGGGGGUGAAUCCUGGCUCCAUCACCUCCCUCCUGCCCAUAUGGCCUCUGGGCUCAUGCCAGGGAUGUGCAAAGUGCUGCCACCUCUGUCCCCUCCUGAGCCCAGGGAGCAGCCCUGGAGAGCCCCUGCAGCAGGGGUGUGCCUGGGCAUGCUGCCAGAAGGGCAUGUCCAGAGCAAAAGCAUUGUCAACCCCCCCAAAUUACUCAACAACUUUCACUUUUGACAGGAGGCAGCGCAAGAGAAAACAGGUGUCAGGCUGGGACAGGGUGAUAAGUUUUUUGGUUUCCAGACAGCUCAGCUGGGAUCAGGGGGCCCCUCCAACACUCUUGGUGACAGUCAAGUAGCUCCUGCUCCAGCCAGAGCCCAGGACGGGGCUCAGCGUCUCCAGGUUGUGCUCCAGGGAGGAGGAUGCUCUGCGGUUCCCCCAUCCACUGCUCUCUGCUGGCUUUUGUUAUUUCCACUUUAGUUUUCCAAGUUCCUCAGGGGCACUCAGCUCCACUCACCGUCACUGCACCCCCCGGCCCCAUCACCGUGGCCAAGGGCGAGGACGUGGUGCUGCCCUGCAGCUUCUCCCCGGGGCAGAAUGCACAGGACACGGAGGUGACCUGGUUUCGGGAGCAGUUCUUGCCCUUUGUGCAUCGCUACAAGUUGGGCCAGGACCAGUACGGGGAGCAGAUGGUUCAGUACCAAGGGCGCACUGAGCUGGGGAAGGACGGCCUUGCCAAGGGCAGCGCGGACUUGAGGCUCUUCCAUGUCCAACCAUCUGACACAGGGAGUUACACCUGCUUUGUUCAACGAGGCUCAGAUUACGAUGAGGCUCUGGUGGAGCUCCAGGUGACAGAUCCCUUUUUACGAAGUAUCUAUCCUUGGAUUAUUGCCCUGGUCCUGGUCCUGCUUGCUGUGGUCACUCUAAUUAGUUUUGCAGUUUAUCUACAUAAAAUUAAAGAGCAACAAGCCCAGGAACUCGCAUGGAGAAGACACGCAGUGCCUAUAGAAGCAGCGAAAGUGGUUCUGGAUCCAGACACAGCCCACUGUGACCUUCUCCUGUCUGACAAUGGCAAAAGUGUGACACGAGGGGACACACGACAGGACAUCCCCGACACCCCCGAGAGAUUUAACCCGUGGCGCUGCGUUCUGGGCUGUGAGGGCUUCACCUCGGGGAGACACUACUGGGAGGUGGAGGUGGAGGGUGCAGGAGAUUGGAUUGUGGGGAUUUUUAGAGAAGAUGGAAAAAGGAAGGGUGAUCUUGAGUUUAAACCGGAGAAAGGCAUCUGGGCAGUGGGGAAACGGCCAGAACUGAAAGCUUUCACCUCCCCUAGUCCCACUGAAUUUUCUGAAAUUAAGGCUCCCAGGCGGAUCCGGGUCUCUCUGGAUUAUGAAAUGGGACAGGUGGCAUUUUUCAAUGUUGAUGAGGGGAUUCCCAUAUUCACGUUUCCACGGGUAUUGUUUGAGGGGAAAAAAGUCUACCCUUGGGUCUGGCUGGGUCCUGGGAUAUGUCUGAAAAUAUGUCCCUGAUGAAGAGGAGGCAGUAAGAGAAGGGUCUCCAAGGGCGGAGAUCUCGUUACCUCUCUGCACCUCUCUUCCAUGCUGCAUCUCUCCAAGAUCUUUCUCUGAGGCCAGACAUGCUGUUCUGGUCCCAGUGCAGAUCAGUGGGAGAGGCCAUGGCCAAGACCUUGUGUGAUGAGAUCACCCCACAUCAUUUCCAGGUGUGGGGAAAAGGGACUUUCUCUCCUGCUUCUGAGGUUGUUCCUUACACAUGGAGGGUGGAACCAUUGUUUCCUUGUCUCAGGCUCAGGGAGCAUUUGGCAUGUAAAUCCCCCUCUCUCUGUACACUUUUCUUCUUAGUAUUGUUGCUGUUCCUGUUGGUUUUAUGGUAUCAUUGCAGUUUCCAGUGAAUUGUUCUUCUCUCCACCCAUGAU